Molecule: messenger RNA, 1140 nt
Organism: Verticillium nonalfalfae
Lineage: Eukaryota; Fungi; Ascomycota; Sordariomycetes; Glomerellales; Plectosphaerellaceae
Exons: 5
Coding region: 1-1140 (379 amino acids)
Molecular function (GO): methyltransferase activity
Source: RefSeq, a predicted model, not a curated record
AUGGCCAUCGACCCGCCCCAUCAGCCGCCGCCGCCACCGCGUCCCUUGGAUCCAUACGCAUUCACAUUUGAGUCCAUUCCUGACAGGAGCCCGGCUAUGAUGACGAGUAUGCACUAUGGCCCCUAUUCUCCGGCCGGCUUUCUGCACCGGGCACCCCUGUCGAGGAUAUGGCACUUGCUGACGCCGAACAGAGGAUCAGAAUCCAUCACCGACAGCAUCGCCAACUUUCCUCAGCGAUUUGGACGCACUUACCAUGCUUACCAAGCUGGAUCCUACGUUUUCCCCAAUGACGAUGUGGAAUGUGAGCGUCUGGAAUUGCAAGGUCUUGUCAUGACCGAGUUAUUCGGCGGCAAGUGGUUCCUCGCUCCUUUCCCGGCCGAACGGCCACCAACCCGCGUCCUUGACGUUGGUACCGGCACCGGCAUCUGGGCCCUGGAGAUGGGCGACAGGUUUCCCGAGGCCCGCGUCUACGGCAUCGAUUUGUCACCCAUUCAACCUACUGCAGUGCCAUCGAAUGUGCACUUUUUCGUGCAAGAUGCGUCUGAGCGGUGGGAUUGGAGGGAGCCUCUCGACUUCGUCUUUGUGCGCGGCGGUAUCGGGUCCUUUGCGAACUUCAAGGAAGAGAUCGUCCGCCAGGCUUUUGACAAUCUGGAGCCAGGCGGCUGGUUCGAGACGCAAGACUUCAACUGCGACAGCCAGUCAGACGACGGGACCCUGCUACCCGACAGCGCUCUCCAGCGAUGGUUUGACGAUAUGAACGCGGCCAGCGAGAUGAUACAGCGGCCUCUAUCCCAGGCUCACCUGGCAAAGAACUGGCUUGCCGAAGUCGGGUUCGUCGACAUUCAUGAGAAGUGCUACAAGAUCCCCCUCAACGGCUGGGCCAAAGACCCCCGCUACAAGGCGCUCGGCAAGCUCUGGGAACAGAAUUGGAUGAGCGGGCUUAGCGGAUGGAGCAUGUCGCUCUUCACGCAAGUGCUCGGGCGAACGCCGGAGGAGGUUGAGGUCUCCUUGGUCGAUGUGCGAAAAGAUUUCAGCAACCCCUACAUUCAUGCCUACCAAAGGAUCUACGUUGUCUACGGCCGGAAGCCAUUUCCGCACGAGGUGGCAGGGUAUACCGGCGACCACGAAAUGACCUGCUGA